This is a messenger RNA of Aplosporella prunicola CBS 121167, 1149 nucleotides long. RefSeq lists its product as uncharacterized. Gene Ontology annotation, biological process: positive regulation of transcription by RNA polymerase II. The coding region runs from base 1 to 1149 and encodes 382 amino acids. The transcript has 3 exons. The record is from RefSeq and is a predicted model, not a curated record. Gene Ontology annotation, molecular function: DNA-binding transcription factor activity; transcription cis-regulatory region binding. Gene Ontology annotation, cellular component: nucleus. Lineage: Eukaryota; Fungi; Ascomycota; Dothideomycetes; Botryosphaeriales; Aplosporellaceae.
AUGUCGUCUGAUUUUGGGGCUGCUCCGUUCUCACCCGUAUCGGAGACUUCUGCCGCCUUGUCCCGGAUUUAUCUUGACGCUCCUGUGUGGCCUCUGGAGGAAAAAGAAGAGGCGCGGUUGAUGCGUUACUACAUCGAUAACCUGGCGCCUUGUUUGGACUUGUGUGAUCCAGACCGGCAUUUCGCGCUCGUGGUUCCGCAAAGAGCGGCAAUGUGCCCGACACUGCUGAAUGCUAUUUUUGCCGUCGCAUCCAGACAUCUGAGCCGAGUCAGCACUUUUGAUCCGUUUGUCUCGGACAGGUACCACCAGGAGUGCUUGAAGCAUCUGAUCCCCCUGCUCAGCGACUCGGCCGCCAUCAUGGAUGAAAACUUGCUCGCAGCUACCGUCAUUCUCCGAUUUCUUGAGGAGAUAGAUAUUCCCAUAUCCGGCAACGACUCGACGAGCCAUCUGCUCGGAACGCAUGUAUUCAUCAGCGCGCAGGAACGGUCGACCAUCAUGGGCGGCUUGCGGCAAGCAGCGUUCUGGAUCGGCCUGCGACAGGAAAUCUACAUGGCGUUCGUGAACCAGCGAACAAUCUUGCCGAACCUGGAGCAUUGCAACAUCGACCGCUCGUUCGAGCCGACCAACGACUGCACGUGGGCCAAUCGCAUCGUCACGCACUGCGCCGAUGUGAUCCGGUACUGCUAUGGCGAGGGAGAACGCAACGUAGCGUGUUACAACCGUCUGGUGGAUUAUUGCGACGGAUGGUAUGUGUACAAGCCGGCGUCGUUUUCGCCUAUUUUCCAAAAGGAGCCCGAUGAAGAGAGCGUGUUUCCCGAGAUAUGGCUUUUGAGCGACGCCGUCGUCACCGGCCUGCAGCACUAUCAUCUCUGCAAGAUCCUUCUUACCGCGCACAACCCGAAGAUCCCGCGGCUUGGGCCGGGCCAGAAGCAGGCUCUUCGCAAGAUGGAUGAAGACAUCAAGUCCCACGUGCGUGCGCUCUGCGGCAUGGCCCUGUCCAACAGCCGCUGCCCACCAAACUUUGUGACCGCAUCCAUGGUCAUUGCACUGGCCGGCGAGCGCUUCGACAAGCGCAACGAGCAACAGGCGCUGGUGGACGUGCUCCUGCGGACGGAAGUAGAGCAUGCGUGGCCGACGCUGACUGCGUAA